Aspergillus puulaauensis is the source of this 1503-nucleotide messenger RNA. RefSeq names its product SF3a splicing factor complex subunit PRP9. Gene Ontology annotation, cellular component: spliceosomal complex. Gene Ontology annotation, molecular function: zinc ion binding; RNA binding. NCBI's taxonomy places the organism in Eukaryota, Fungi, Ascomycota, Eurotiomycetes, Eurotiales, Aspergillaceae. The record is from RefSeq and is a predicted model, not a curated record. The transcript is spliced from 3 exons. Gene Ontology annotation, biological process: mRNA splicing, via spliceosome. The coding region runs from base 1 to 1503 and encodes 500 amino acids.
AUGGUGCUCGAAGACCAGCGGUUCAUCCACGAAGAUCUGGAGAGAUUGGAGCAAGCAAUAGCGGACCGCAUCGCUGAAGAUCCUCGUAAUAUACGUGAACGUUUAUCGCGCGACCAUGAGGUGGCCGAUUUCCUGAAUCGCAUAGAUGAGCAGUCAAAGAGGUUACUCGACAUCUACAACAAUGCCGACGGAGAACGCGAGAAGGAGAUCCAGGCCAUCUCCACCGGCGACCAGUUCGAAGAGUUCUACAAGCGACUAGACGAGAUCAAAGAUUUUCACAAGCGGUAUCCCAAUGAGCCGAUCGAAAACCUCGAACGGGCGUACAAACGCCGCCAACCUGGAGAGGGCGAGCCGACAGGGAUGGAGGUUGAUACAAUGUUUACAGGUGAAGAAGGAUAUGGGCAGUUCCUUGAUCUCACGAGACUACAUGACGAAUACCUGAACUUGCCCGGCAUCAAAAGAAUAUCCUAUAUACAGUACCUUGAUGUAUUCGACGCUUUCACACCGCCACAAAUGCCCAUCAAACGAAACAGCAAACUCUCCGACAAAUACUUCCAAUACGUAGGGGAGCUUGCAAAUUACCUCGAAGAAUUUAUCAAGAAGGCCAGACCGCUGCAGGAUCUAAGCAAGAUUUUCGCUAGCUUCGAUGAUGACUUCGAGAAACAAUGGGCCGCGAAUCAAGUUCCUGGGUGGACAGAAGAGAACAACAGCACGCAGGGCCCAAAAACCGAAGGUUCAGGUGAGGGUACCUGGUGCCCCGAUUGUGAGAAGGAAUUCAAGAAUGAGAACGUGUACAAAAACCACUUGACAGGCAAAAAGCACAUCCGAGCUGCCGAGGCUCGUAAGGCUGCAGGUGAAUCAGGCGAUGCACCUGCACCACCUGCCAAUGGCGGAACUUCAGGGGCUCACCGUCUAAAGGAACGAGCAGUGGCGGAGCGUGAACACCGUGUUCGUUCGCUAGCAAGAGUACUUAUCAACGAGCGUCAAGCGACAAAGGCCAAUGUUGAGCGAAGACAGGGCAUGACGGAGCGAGAGCGCCAAAUGGAGCUAGAAGCAAUGCUGGCAGAACCUGAAGAUUUUGGAGAGCAAGGAAAUGAGUCUGAUGAGGAAGGAGAAGACCGCGUUUACAAUCCCCUCAAGCUUCCACUUGCUUGGGAUGGGAAGCCGAUUCCGUACUGGCUCUAUAAACUACACGGCUUGGGCGUGGAGUAUUCCUGCGAGAUAUGCGGUAACUACGUGUAUAUGGGCCGCCGCGCAUUCGACAAGCACUUCUCCGAGGCGCUACAUAUCUUCGGUUUGAAAUGUCUCGGCAUCACGUCAAACACUAACCUCUUCCGCGAAAUUACUAAGAUAGACGAUGCUAUUCGGCUCUGGGAAAAGCUGGAGCAGGGCCGCAAGAAGGACAGAGACCUUAAAGAUAAUGUGGUACAGAUGGAGGAUGCAGAGGGCAAUGUGAUGCCGGAAAGGAUAUAUCUCGAUCUCCAGAAGCAGGGUAUCCUUUGA